This is a messenger RNA of Eucalyptus grandis, 1757 nucleotides long. RefSeq names its product low-temperature-induced cysteine proteinase. Gene Ontology annotation, molecular function: cysteine-type endopeptidase activity. The transcript is spliced from 5 exons. The record is from RefSeq and is a predicted model, not a curated record. The coding region runs from base 68 to 1480 and encodes 470 amino acids. Lineage: Eukaryota; Viridiplantae; Streptophyta; Magnoliopsida; Myrtales; Myrtaceae. Gene Ontology annotation, cellular component: lysosome.
CAUUCAACCUUCAUCUCCCUCGCCCCAGAAAACCCCCCCAUCUGCAAACGAGAGAGAGAGAGAAAAGAUGGGUCUUCACGGGCCAUCAAGAUCGCUCAUGGGGAUGUUCUUCUUCCUCAUGCUCUUGGCCUUGUCGUCGGCCGCAGACAUGUCGAUUAUCAGCUACGACCGCGCCCACGGCGGCGACCCCGGCCAGCGCACCGACGCCGAGGUCAUGGCCCUCUACGAGUCGUGGCUCGUGAAGCACGGCAAGGCUUACAACGCCCUGGGCGAGAAGGAGAGGCGGUUCGAUAUCUUCAAGGACAAUCUCCGGUUCAUCGACGAGCACAACUCCGGGAAUCGGACCUACACGCUCGGCUUGAACCGGUUCGCCGACCUGACCAACGAGGAGUACCGGUCCACGUAUCUUGGGACCCGCCCCGAUGCCAGCAGGCGGCUCACCAAGAGCCGGAGCAGCCGCCGAUACGAGCCGCGGCUCGGGGAGCAGCUGCCGGAGUCUGUCGACUGGAGGAAGGAAGGCGCGGUGGUCGGCGUCAAGGAUCAGGGAAGCUGCGGGAGUUGCUGGGCCUUCUCCACCAUUGCUGCCGUGGAGGGGAUAAACAAACUUGUGACUGGUGAUCUGAUCUCGCUGUCGGAGCAGGAGCUGGUGGACUGCGAUACUACUUAUAAUGAAGGUUGCAAUGGAGGUCUCAUGGACUAUGCUUUCGAGUUCAUCAUCAACAAUGGUGGCAUUGACUCUGAGGAAGAUUAUCCGUAUAAAGCUGUCGAUGGCAAAUGUGACCAAUAUCGAAAGAAUGCCAAAGUUGUUACGAUAGAUGAUUAUGAAGAUGUUCCAGCGAACGAUGAGAAAGCAUUGCAAAAGGCAGUUGCUAAUCAACCAGUGAGUGUGGCCAUUGAAGCCGGUGGUCGGGCAUUUCAGUUGUACCAGUCGGGUGUUUUCAGUGGACGAUGUGGUACUGCACUGGACCACGGAGUGACUGCCGUAGGAUAUGGCACAGAAAAAGGUAUGAAUUACUGGAUCGUAAAGAACUCUUGGGGCAAAAGCUGGGGAGAGCAGGGUUACAUCAGAAUGGAGCGUAGCUUGACCAAUACUAUAACUGGCAAGUGUGGGAUCGCAAUGGAAGCAUCUUACCCCAUCAAAAAUGGCCCGAAUCCCCCGAACCCAGGGCCAUCUCCCCCGUCUCCAAUAAAACCACCGACCACUUGUGAUCGUUAUUACUCUUGUGCUGAGAGCACGACUUGCUGCUGCGUCUAUCAGUAUGCCAACUAUUGCUUCGCCUGGGGAUGCUGCCCGCUUGAGGCCGCCACAUGCUGUGAGGACCAUGAAAGCUGCUGCCCUCAUGACUACCCCAUCUGCAAUGUAAAUGAAGGAACCUGCUUGAUGAGCAAGAACAACCCUCUUAGUGUAAAGGCAUUGAAGCGUACCCCAGCACAGUUUCAUUGGGCCUUUGGGAGCGGUGGCAAGAAGAGCAGCGCGUAAUGAGAAGGUUUGCCAAAGUGAAGCAAUUGCAGCGAGUCACUUCAAUAUGCCUACUUCAUUUCACUAUAGUAAGGGGAUUACAGCUGAGUCCCUAUCAGUAUUACCAAACAGUUGAAAAGUUUAAUUGAUGUUAAUCAGACGAAGAAUAUGUAUAUAGUACUAUAUUUAUUGUUGGUGUUUUAUUUGUCAACAGACUGAUUGUUCCUGGCUUCCAGCAUGUUUGUUUAUGGAUCCAGUUAAAUUUACUUAAGAGGAAGUAUGCUCAGUCCUUUGAAUG